Messenger RNA from Trichomycterus rosablanca, 1212 nucleotides. Its product is annotated as 5-hydroxytryptamine receptor 3A-like. Gene Ontology annotation, cellular component: synapse; neuron projection; plasma membrane. Lineage: Eukaryota; Metazoa; Chordata; Actinopteri; Siluriformes; Trichomycteridae. Gene Ontology annotation, molecular function: serotonin-gated monoatomic cation channel activity; acetylcholine-gated monoatomic cation-selective channel activity. Gene Ontology annotation, biological process: chemical synaptic transmission; signal transduction; monoatomic ion transmembrane transport. The record is from RefSeq and is a predicted model, not a curated record. The coding region runs from base 1 to 1212 and encodes 403 amino acids. The transcript is spliced from 9 exons.
AUGGAUUCUACAUGGAUGAUCAUCAUUAUUCUGGCUUUUCUUACUGAACCAGUGACAGCUUGUACCUCACGUCGAGACCUGGUUGAUUUGAUCAUAAACAAGAAACUGCAGAGUGCACCCCAGAGUGCAAACUGUGUUAUCAACGUAAACCUCACCAAAAUCCAGUAUGAGACACUUUCUGUUGACACCCAACGUAUGCAGUUCUCUAGCCGAGUUAAAAUUGAGAUGGAGUGGAUUGACCCAGACCUAGCCAGUGCAUGGUCCGACACAGGCUGUACAUUCGGCGAACUGAUGCUGCCUGUUAAUAAAAUAUGGACUCCAGAUCUCACUGUGGAGAAUGCAGUGUAUAUGAGUGUGAAGCCCAUUUCUAAUGAUAUACUGGUGAAAAGCGAUGGCACAGUGAAAAACAACAUUGCCAUGUACAUCACAGUCGUGUGCAGAAUCAACCUCUUCACCUAUCCUUUUGUGGAAGGUGAAUGCCCAGUAGCCAUCAACGGAUGGAGCCGCAAUUCUUGUGAGUUGCAGGUCAAGUAUGGUUUAGUACUGCCAGUGGGAUCUGGUCAGGGUGAAUGGGAAACUGUGGGAGUAGAGCUCAGCAUGGACAAAAACAGAAGUGACCAUAACUACCUUCAUGUUAAGGUGUCCUAUAACCCCUUCAAAGCACUGGUGUCACUGGUCCUGCCCAGUGCACUCAUCAUGGUGGCUGAUCUGGUAAGUUUUGCUCUGCCACUGGACAUGGGGAAACGCAGCUCCUUUAAAAUCACACUGGUGCUCAGCUUUACCAUGUUCCUUCUCAUCCUUACUGACUACCUUCCCAACAUCCCAGGACCCUGUAGUCCACUGAUACGUUAUCACUUCUGCUUCUGUCUGUUUGUUUUGGUGCUGAGUAUGCUGGUAUCCAUGGUGUGCACCAAGGUGGCUACGGAUGGAAACUUCAUAUCCUUCAAACUUCCAAAGCUGUGUAAACCAGAAAAUGGUGGAGCUAUGAAAUUUGUUGACAUGGCUACAGAUGGAAAGGCUAUAGAAAAGAUUGUGGAUUUUGUGGAGAAGAUGGACGAUAAGGAAAAGCAGGCAAAAAAGAAGAAGAAUCUUGCAAACAAGUUGGACAAAAUCAGUUUCUGGGUGUAUUUGUGGGUUGAUAUCAUUUACGGUGUAUGUUCAAUUGUUGUCUUUAACGUUAUAGACUGUAAAGUCAACAAUGAUAUCUGGUAG